Messenger RNA from Musa acuminata AAA Group (dessert banana), 1188 nucleotides. Its product is annotated as protein-L-isoaspartate O-methyltransferase. Gene Ontology annotation, cellular component: cytoplasm. Gene Ontology annotation, molecular function: protein-L-isoaspartate (D-aspartate) O-methyltransferase activity. Lineage: Eukaryota; Viridiplantae; Streptophyta; Magnoliopsida; Zingiberales; Musaceae. The transcript is spliced from 4 exons. Gene Ontology annotation, biological process: protein modification process. The record is from RefSeq and is a predicted model, not a curated record. The coding region runs from base 184 to 909 and encodes 241 amino acids.
CUUGCGUGUAGUCUCCGCUGCCACUUUUCCUUUUUGGCGUCCCGCGACGGAAUCCGGUGCGGUUGUUGACGGCGACGUCCUCCGUCUCCUCCUCCUCACCCCCUCGCCCUCCUCGCCGCCGCCGCUCCCUCUCUUCCGGAGAAUCCCUUCGUGGUUUGCUGCCCCAAGCCGAUUCUUGGACGAAUGGAGGUACUUCGUUCACUUCUCCCUCCUUCCCUUCGCAGGCUUUGGACUAGUGGAUCACAUGGUAAAAACAAAGAACUGGUAGAACGCUUGCAGCUGUAUGGAAUUAUCAAGUCAAAGAAAGUGGCAGAAGUAAUGGAGGCAAUUGACAGGGGGGUUUUCGUACCACCUGGCAGUGCACCUUAUGUUGAUUCUCCUGUGCCAAUAGGUUAUAAUGCAACUAUUUCUGCUCCUCAUAUGCAUGCAGCUUGUCUAGAGCUUUUGGAGGAGCAUCUGCAGCCAGGAAUGAAAGCUCUGGAUGUUGGAUCAGGGACUGGCUACUUAACAGCAUGCUUUGCGAUGAUGGUUGGACCGCAAGGUCGUGCUGUAGGGGUUGAACACAUUCCUGAACUAGUUGAUUUUUCAAUCAACAACAUCAAGAAUAGUGCAGCAUCAACACUUUUGAAGGAAGGUUCAUUGUCUGUCCACGUUACCGAUGGAAGACUAGGGUGGCCGGAUCUGGCACCCUAUGAUGUCAUUCAUGUCGGGGCUGCUGCCCCUGAGAUCCCUCAGCCGCUGAUCGAUCAAUUGAAACCUGGUGGCCGAAUGGUGAUCCCGGUAGGAACCAUUUUCCAGGAUCUGCAGGUGGUUGACAAGAAGAUGGACGGCUCGGUCAGUAUCCGAAGUGAAACACCUGUACGCUACGUUCCGCUGACAAGUAAAGCAGCACAACUGCACAACAACUGACUUGUUGGUUGCGAAGUAAAUAUGAUUUUGACGAAAGGAUCCUGGUGAUGAGCCAUUUACAUGGCUCAUAAAGCCUCGAGUGGGGGACUCAGUCAAAAUCAAAAGGAACUCAUGUUAAUGUGAGGUUGAUAAAUGCGUAUAAUAAUAUGUGUAUUCCGCAGAUUGUGCUUCUCUUAUUAGAUACUCAUGGCACAGCAUGAGUUUUGUGAUUCUCCUCCGUAGAUAGAAUUGGCUGCUUGUUCUAUGAUUAGUAGUCUUAUGAAAUGGCACUUUGGUAUA